AUGUACCUCUCCCACGCUCAAACCCAAGCGUACCUCGACGCCCUCAUCGACACCCUUGCAGAGACCCCGCACCUGUCCUCCAAAGUCGACGUCUUCCUCCUGGUAGACCACGUCAGCCUCGCCGCCGUCGUCUCCCGAUGGAAGGCCAGCCCCCACAACGGCUCCCUCCGCCUCCGCAUCGGCGCCCAGGACGCCUCUCCCGAAGACCGCGGCGCCUUUACGGGGCAGGUCUCGGCGGCUGUGCUGGCGGAGGUCGGAUGCGAGAUGGUCAUGGUCGGGCACGCGGAGCGGAGGCGGAUGUUUGGGGAGGACGACGGGCUCGUCGCGAGGAAGGCUGCCGCGGUGGCGAGGAACGGGAUGGUGCCCCUGGUUUGCGUCGGCGAGGCGGCGAGGUCCGAGGCGGGGGGCGCAGAGGCCGCUAUCGCUGAGUGCAGCGCGCAGGUCGAGGCCGUGAUGCGGGGGGUCCCGGAGGAGGGGGAGGUCGUGCUUGCGUACGAGCCCGUGUGGGCCAUCGGGGCGGCGGAGCCUGCUGCGGCGGAGUAUGUUGUCGCGGUUGCGCAGGGGAUCAGGGAGAUGGAGUGCGUGAGGUUGCGGAGGGGGGCGGUCAGGGUCGUGUACGGGGGCAGCGCAGGGCCGGGGAUGUUUGAGGGGGUCAAGGAUGGGGUGGACGGGCUGUUUAUGGCGAGGUUUGGGCUCGAUGUCGGGGUGUUUGGGAGGGUUGCGGGGGAGGUUGCUUCUGCUUGA
This is a messenger RNA of Colletotrichum spaethianum, 744 nucleotides long. Its product is annotated as putative triosephosphate isomerase. The record is from RefSeq and is a predicted model, not a curated record. The transcript has a single exon. Gene Ontology annotation, biological process: gluconeogenesis; glyceraldehyde-3-phosphate biosynthetic process; glycolytic process. Gene Ontology annotation, cellular component: cytosol. Bases 1 to 744 code for a protein of 247 amino acids. NCBI's taxonomy places the organism in Eukaryota, Fungi, Ascomycota, Sordariomycetes, Glomerellales, Glomerellaceae. Gene Ontology annotation, molecular function: triose-phosphate isomerase activity.